Molecule: messenger RNA, 810 nt
Organism: Talaromyces amestolkiae
Lineage: Eukaryota; Fungi; Ascomycota; Eurotiomycetes; Eurotiales; Trichocomaceae
Exons: 2
Coding region: 1-810 (269 amino acids)
Source: RefSeq, a predicted model, not a curated record
AUGAAGGGAACCGUCACAUCCAACAUCCCCCGCUUCCUCCUCCCGCGAGGCAUCCAAUCGCGCACUAUCCAAUACUUCAACCGCCGCAAUUUUUCCAACACAACAUGGCGUCAAGCCAAAGAAGAAAAACCCCGCGUAUUACCUCAACCAGACAAAUUCCGUCCUCCGUCCCAUCCAGCACGACGCGUUAUUCAGACUCGCAAUGGCAACAAAGUCGUGCGAGAACCAUUCAAUUACCCCGGUAGGCCGCUCACGGCCAAGGAGAAAGAGGAGCAGAAGACGAAGAGGUAUCCGAACAUGUUCCCUGCGGAGGGAACGGUGCUAUUUAAGUUUUUGACUUCGAGGUGGAUCCAUGUUUGGAUUGCCAUGGUAUUUCCUCCCAUCGAGUGUGGAGUCUUGACAUCUCUAGCAACAUUCACAUUCACCGAGAACUUUAAACGGACCUCUCAAUUCGCGCAUCUCCUCCCCCCCUGGUCUGGGCUUCUCACCUCUCCCAUCGACACCAUCUCCCAAGCCAUCUCCGUCUGGAAAAUGCACGUUCAACACACCUCCAUGGUAGCCCGCGAAAACCGACACAAACGAGUCGAAGAUGCCGAAAAGCGUCGCCAGUACCGCAUUGCGCAUGGAAUGGAGGAGCCGUCCAAGGUUGCGUCGCCGGUUGUGGAGGAUGAUCAGUCGCCGAUUGCGCCGCCUAUGGCUGCGGCUGCUGAGGCUGUAGCUGCUCCGGAGGGAGGCGAGCAGAGAGCUGGGCAGGUGGUGGUUGAGGGAGGGGAGAAGCGGGCUCCGAAGAGAUGGUUGGGUAUUUGGUAA